This is a messenger RNA of Porites lobata, 2446 nucleotides long. Lineage: Eukaryota; Metazoa; Cnidaria; Anthozoa; Scleractinia; Poritidae. The record is from the annotation of a GenBank genome assembly.
AUGAAUGUUUCGCUCUUAGAGGAUGAAAACUACCUAGAACAGUUACGAAUUAAUAUACCCAAAUGGAAACAAGAAGGUGAAAUUGAUCUGUCUGACAAACGCUGCGUUUGGGACUGGAUCAAAUACAAUAUUAGAUUGCACGCCAUUAGCUACUCCAAAGAAAAAGCCAAACUUAAAUAUGAGAAAGAGCAGCGGAUUCAACAAGAACUUAAAGAUGCUAACAGGCUGUUUGAAAAUGACCCUAGUGCCUCAAAUAGAUUGCGAUUAGAUGAAAUCAAAGAAAAAUUAGAACUUUUAUAUGAGGAAAAAGUAAAAGGAAUCGUCAUACGGGCAAGAGCACGUUGGCAUGAGUAUGGUGAAAGGAGUACUAAAUACUUUUUAAAUCUAGAAAAGAGAAACCAUGUCAAAAAACACAUCCGAAAAUUGUUAGUAAGUGGUUCAAUAACUACAGACCCGUAUCGGAUACUCGCCGAACAAAAACGAUUUUAUCAAAACCUAUACAAAACUAAGGACUCUGUAGAGGCUACGGAUUCCAUAGAGGCAUUUCUAAAUAGUUUAAAUAUUCCUAAACUAUCGGAAGAACAAAGGCAAUCGUGUGAAGGACGAAUUUCUACCGAGGAAUGUAGGAUAAUUAUAGAAACGUUUCAAAACAAUAAAUCGCCAGGGAAUGAUGGUCUCCCCAUUGAAUUUUACAAAAGCUGCUGGGAUCUCAUUAGUAAACCCUUCAUAGAUUGCGUCAAUGAAUCCUUUGAUAAAGAAGAAAUGUCUAAUUCCCAAAGGCAGGCUGUAAUCACUUUAAUAGAAAAGAAAGGCAAAGAUCGUACAUUAAUAGAAAAUUGGAGGCCCAUAUCACUUGUCAAUGCCGACACUAAGAUAAUAUCAAAAGUGAUUGCCAACAGAAUUAAAGAUAUACUUCCUUCUAUAAUCCACCAUAACCAAACUGGUUAUGUAAAAGAACGCUAUAUUGGUGAAACGGUUAGGUCGAUCUUCGAUAUCAUGGAUUUAACAGAUAAGGAAAAUAUGCCUGGUCUGUUGAUAUUUAUUGAUUUUGAAAAAGCGUUUGAUUCUUUAGAAUGGAACUUCCUGUAUAAUUGUCUAGAUGUCUUUAAUUUUGGUCCAAAUUUUAAGCGCUGGAUCAAAACUUUUUACGCAAAUAUUAAAAGUUGUGUGGUAAAUAAUGUUGUGUUCAGACUAUUUUGAACUGACACGUGGUGUCAGGCAGGGCGACCCUCUUUCCCCAUAUCUUUUUCUUUUGGCCGUGGAAACCUUAGCGAUCGCCAUCAGAGCUAGCGAAGAAAUAAAAGGAAUAGUAAUAAAUCAAGAAGAGACCAAACUUCUUCAAUACGCUGAUGACACUACUGCUGUACUCGCUGAUUUAGAGUCAGCUCAAAAACUCUUCCAACUGCUUGAUAAGUUCAAGGAGCUUUCUGGCUUAAAGGUAAAUAGUUCAAAGACCGAAGGAAUGUGGAUAGGAUCACUGAAGAACAGUGAAAAUAAACCUCUAGGAAUCAAAUGGCCCACAGAGCCAAUAAAAAGCCCUUGGUGUCUUUUUUCACCUAUGACCAUAAGUUGUCUCACUCAAAGAAUUUCUCAGAGAAAAUCGUCGACAUUAAAAACUAAUCAACAUCUGGUCCUCAAGGGGGCUUUCUGUCUACGGAAAGGUUACUCUAAUCAAAUCACUUCUUAUACUUAAGAUCGUUUACACCUCCUCUUUGUUACCUACUCCGGAACACAUUGUCAAGGAUUUAAAUCAUAUAUUAUAUAAGUUUUAUGGAAAGGUAAAGAUAAAGUAACAAGAGCGUCAACAAUAAAUAAUUAUGAAGAAGGAGGCAUCAAAAUGGUGGAUAUUGAAAGUUUGAUAAAAUCUCUCCGUCUUUCCUGGCUUAAACGAAUAUUUAGUGACAACUCAGGCGCGUGGAAAAACUACCUUGAAUACAUCUUGAAAGAUUCUGGAGGUCUAAUGCUUUUUAAAUGCAAUUAUAAUGUUAAGGAUCUUCAAAUUACCUCUACCUUUUAUUUAGAACUACUUAAAUGGUGGUCGGAACUCCGAGAAGAUAAUGCUCUUAAUAACGAUUGGCAUUAUGUAAUUUGGAAUAAUCGAGACUUUAGAAUAGACGACAAGCCCUUUUUCUACAAGAAAUAUUACGACAUUGGUAUCUGGGAAAUAGGAGACCUACAUUUUGAUCUCAGCAAUACUGAAUCCUACGAGCAGAUUGCAAAAAAUGUUAAAAAGACAAACUUCCUUGAAUGGACUAGUAUGAGACAUUCAAUACCAACCAACUUAAGAUUUCUUAAUCGCUCGGAUUCGAGUACCUUUAAUGCAAUACCUUCCUUUAAAAUCAAUGGCGGCGUUUUCGACAUAGCAAAAAAAAAAGAAAUCAAAAGAUUAUUAUCCUUUUUGAUCAAAAAAAGAAGGCUUGUCUCCCAAAUUACGCACAAAAACUGA